ACCCUGUACAUAGGUACUAUCGAUAAAGAAUUUGUAAUGGAAUACGAUACAUCGAAUCAUUCGAUUAUACCUGUUGCAGAAUCGCUUGGUAAAUUUAUUGGUGUGUGGUGAAUAUCUUAAUAAUACACUGUUAGUUUAAAGGGAUUGGGGUUACAAAAUUAAUUGGAAAAAAUGGAAAGAAGUUUGGAAAAAACGUUGGACGACGUAAAUAAUAUGGAUGGUAUUAUCGGUUGUAUUUUGGCCGAUCAUACAGGAUUAUGCCUAGGAGCUAAAGGAAAUGCAUCCACGGAAAGUGCAGGUAUAAUUGCAGCUAUUGCAGAUCAAGUUGCAAAAUUAGAGGCAGACUCACCGACUGCUGUCAUAGCCCUUCAGAAUGAUAACAGGAAAUGCCUUAUACAACGCCAAGGUCCUGUGGUAGGUGCAAUUUAUAAGGACGUCUCUAUAUAAAAUAAUUAUUGUUAUUCAAACUAGUAAUACUGGUAUAUUUAAGCUAAAUCUCAUUAUGUUUAGAAUUAUCUUGUUAAUUGUACAAAAUACAUGUAUAGAAACUCUGAGUAAAAUAAUUUUAAUGUAAUUUCGUUGAGAUAGGGGGAUUCGCACUUGCUUAACUUGAAUCAUAACAGUAUAGAAAAUACAUGAUUAUUGGAUUUUAGAAAAUUUACAUAAUGUCCACAUCGCAGUACCCUUGUAGAUAAUUUUGUAUGCAAUAAAUAAACCAACAUUAUUAACAAAGUUAA
Messenger RNA from Nomia melanderi (Alkali bee), 737 nucleotides. RefSeq names its product Late endosomal/lysosomal adaptor, MAPK and MTOR activator 5 (gene Lamtor5). The record is from RefSeq and is a predicted model, not a curated record. Gene Ontology annotation, cellular component: cytoplasm; Ragulator complex; lysosome. Gene Ontology annotation, biological process: positive regulation of TORC1 signaling; cellular response to amino acid stimulus; negative regulation of apoptotic process. NCBI's taxonomy places the organism in Eukaryota, Metazoa, Arthropoda, Insecta, Hymenoptera, Halictidae. Gene Ontology annotation, molecular function: guanyl-nucleotide exchange factor activity.